UGAGGAAGCAGAUUUGCCACCUCUCAGCACUGUAUGUUCUCCUUUCAGCCUCUUUCUCUCUGUCUUUCCUCAUUGCUUGUUCCUCCACUCCAUCAGCUCUUUUUUUAAUGGUUUUAGUGGAGUGAAUGAGUAAAAAAGCACGCUCUGUGGCGCAACAAUUAGCUCCAAACAUUUGUCUUUCACUUGCUCAUCUCAUUUGUCCAGCUCUCUACUGUCAAACGUGCUGCACAUUUUCCAGUUAAGGAAGGACCGGGAGGUUUUACUGAGGCCUGUUGUUAAAAGAGACUAUUAACGUGAAGGUGAACAACUUUUAAGCUCUUCUCAGAAACCUAGCGGCGAAAGGAAAAGGAAAAUCUGUCUCCACUGUAAGUGCCCUCGUGAGGAGCAUGUUGUGACUGCCAUGCCUCUGGAGAUGGAGAAGACGGUGACCAAACUGAUGUACGACUUCCAGAGGAACUCUACAUCUGACGAUGACUCUGGCUGUGCUCUUGAGGAGUAUGCUUGGGUGCCACCCGGACUCAAACCUGAACAGGUCCAUCAGUAUUACAGCUCUUUGCCGGAAGAUAAAGUACCAUACGUGAACAGUCCUGGAGAGAAGUAUCGCAUCAAACAGCUCCUGCAUCAGCUUCCACCCCAUGACAAUGAGGUGAGAUACUGCAACAGUCUGGAUGAUGAGGAGAAACGAGAGCUCAAGCUCUUCAGCAACCAGAGGAAGAGGGAGAACCUGGGCAGAGGAAACGUCAGACCCUUCCCCGUGACAAUGACCGGAGCCAUCUGUGAACAGUGUGGAGGACAGAUCAAUGGAGGUGACAUUGCGGUCUUUGCAUCACGAGCAGGUCAUGGUGUUUGCUGGCACCCCCAGUGCUUUGUGUGCAGCAUGUGUGAUGAGCUGCUGGUGGAUCUGAUCUACUUCUACCAGGACGGGAAGAUCUUCUGCGGUCGCCAUCAUGCAGAGAGACUCAAACCCCGCUGUUCAGCCUGUGAUGAGAUUAUUUUAGCAGACGAGUGCACAGAGGCCGAGGGCAGGCACUGGCACAUGAAGCACUUCUGCUGUUUCGAGUGCGAGACAGUUCUGGGCGGCCAGCGCUACAUCAUGAAGGAGGGUCGGCCCUACUGUUGCACCUGCUUCGAGUCCUUGUAUGCCGAAUACUGCGACUCCUGCGGGGAACACAUCGGUAUUGACCAGGGCCAGAUGACGUAUGAUGGUCAGCACUGGCAUGCCACAGAGGCUUGUUUCAGCUGUGCUCGCUGUAAGAAGUCUCUGCUCGGUCGUCCUUUUCUACCCAAGCAGGGUCAGAUCUUCUGCUCUCGGGCUUGUAGUGUCGGCGAUGACCAAAACGGCUCUGAUUCCUCAGAUUCUGCAUUUCAGAGCGCCCGUUCACGUGAAGCCCGUCGCAGCAGCUCCAAAUCCAACAAGAGCAGUACUGGAGGAAGUGGAGGAGAUGGACACCAGAGUGGGAAAGCUUCAGCUAUGCGUUUCUCUGCUGAUGUUGACCCACUGUCUCUGCAAAUGGAUUUGCUCAGUCUGUCCAGUCAAACUCCUAGCUUAAAUCGAGAAUCUCCAUCCUGGAAGACGCAGGCUGAGAUGUUUGGAUAUGAGGGUCGUAAUGAACUCUCCACAAAUCCUCUUCAUUUGCUCAGUCAGUGCAACAUUCGGACUUCCUAUUCCUCAAAUCUGUCCCCUGGUCACCUAUCAGAUCCAAGGCCCAAGGAGCCUGCGUCUUCUAAGAGACCCCCUGUAUCUGCUCUAAAAGGGAAGUCUUUGAAUGAGAACUGGUUCCAGCAGGGACCAGAGGACUAUUAUCCACCUGCACUGCGAACCCAAGCGAGCUUUAACGAGGUUCCACACAACAGCUUCAUGGAUAAGCGCUCUGUAAGUCUGCAUGUGUUCCAGAGGGAGAAGGAAAAGGAUGUUGGGCCACAGAUGAGCCGCAGCAGGAACCCCAUCAGUGCACUUGGCUUUAGUGAACAGCUCACACCACUGGAACAAACACCACGCGGCUCUAUGGAGUCACUGGCUCUAUCUAAUGCUACAGGCACCUCUGCAGAUGGCGGCAGUAAAAGGCAGGAGCACUUGUCUCGCUUCUCAAUGCCGGACUUGAGUAAAGAUUCUGGCAUGAACGUGUCUGAAAAGAGCAACAUGGGCACCCUCAACUCCUCUGUGCAGUUCCACAGCUCUGAAUCUCUGCGCAGCCUGAACUCGGCUCAGCCCUACCUGGAGCUCGAAGCUCCGGUCCAAGUCAGGUUUCCUGUGCAAUACCCCCGAGAACCUUCUGGAAUUAAUGCUUUGCCGCCUGGUUUUGCCUAUCAGGAGGAAGAUCGCGUAAGUUUGGUUAGCAACGCCAAUAAUGCUCGUCUACCACCAAUGAGCGAACGCACCCGCCGUCGUAGUAUAGAUCACGAAGAGCCACGCAGACGACACCACCACCAUCGCUCCCGCCGCUCCAGGCGAUCCCGUUCAGACAAUGCACUCAACUUAGUCGCUGAACGCCGCCCAGCUCCGAAACGAUCUCAACUUCAUGCUCGUGAGGAUUACGACCAGUUCCCUCUUCCCCGUGGAUCUCGGGACACUUACGGAAGUGGCAGACUGAGGCAACAGCCUUUCAGACCUUGCCCUCGAACAACCUCUGACCUCACGCUUCAAAACCCCGCUCUCCACCGACACCAGGGUCCUUAUUCGUGGGAUCAGUAUGAUUACAAUGACGACUGGUGCUCCACAUGUUCCUCAUCUUCCGAGUCAGAAGAUGAAGGGUAUUUUCUGGGUGAGCCAAUUCCCAGACCCAUCCAACUGAGGCACAUGACUAGCGAAGAGCUGCUACGCAAAUACAACUCUUCAGGACUCGGAGCAUCCGGUCAAUUCGGCAGUCGAGGACAGUUACAUAUGCGCAAACGUAGGAAGAGCAAGAACUGCAUUAUAUCUUGAAAGUCACAACUGCUGCUGAGUCCUGCACAACAUUGCACAAGAUUUUCUUCUCCGUCAAUAUAGUUCGAAAGGCUUUUCAGUGUUGUGAGGUUACCAGUGAAUAAUACGCAGUAAAUUAAUUUGCUCACGGCUCAAUUGCAUAUGCAUGCUUCCCAUGUGAUAUUUACAAAUGAAUCUGGAUGUUACACUUUUAUUUUUAAGGACUUCUUCAAUCUGCAGCACUGUUGCCGCAUUCGUUACAGCUAAUGUGCAAUUUUUUCUAUGUAAUCCAUUCAGGCACAGUGAUGUUUUUUUGUAUGGUGUUCGCUUUGGGUUUAAUGCCCCUUAAUAAGAUGUAUAUACGCAAAUUAAUGAAGAAAUACACUAAGUUAAGGAUGUAAUGUAAAUUAUCUGUAAAUGAUGUACCACAUAUUUUUAUAUUUUGUAUCAAUAGAAUCAUUUAUGUACUAAACAUACUGUAGAGAACAUAGUAAAGGCAUGCACGUUCAUUUGCUGAUUUUUUUUUUUUUUUGUCCUGUAUCAAAAAUUAAAGAGUAUUUCUGUGAGAGAUGUGA
Messenger RNA from Danio rerio (zebrafish), 3477 nucleotides. The record is from RefSeq and is a predicted model, not a curated record. NCBI's taxonomy places the organism in Eukaryota, Metazoa, Chordata, Actinopteri, Cypriniformes, Danionidae.